Messenger RNA from Phyllotreta striolata, 868 nucleotides. Lineage: Eukaryota; Metazoa; Arthropoda; Insecta; Coleoptera; Chrysomelidae. The record is from the annotation of a GenBank genome assembly.
AAGCAAUGCAUUUCUAUCUGAUCGGGGUGUUUUCGAUUCUCUCCGCGGCGGCGGCGGAAGAAUGCAAUUGUUGGGAGCCCCUCGAGGUGAAAACCGACGACGAGGGAAAGCAGCAGUGCACCGGCUACGGCUGGACGCAGGGCGAUCCGGGCAAGUACACCAAAAUCGACUGGAGUCAAUCCUGCAACACGGGGCCCCUUUGCCGCUGCGAGGACCGCUGGGAAAUCCAAUCUGAGUUCUGCGCCAGCUUCGGCGACGACGGCGAAAUGACGAACAAAUGGGAUUGCGAGAACAAGGCCGAUUGGGACAAGUACAAGGAGAUGCAGGAGGCGCAACUGGCCGUCAUAUUCUCCGAAGAAAAGUCCACGUCGCCGGCGCCCGAUGGCGAACAACACACUUCCGAGGCUGCCGGGGAAGCGACUCGAGCGGAAGAAGCAGGAGUAGAGGAAACUGCGGAACCACAAGUAACACAAACUCCUGAAAUUGCGCCAGAAUCCUCACAAACCACAGUAUCAACAGAAGAGCCGACUAUAGAAACAAAUACAGAAUCCCAAUCUACAGUAGAACCUGUGUUUUAGAAACUUAUAUAUUACAAACAAGCUUAUAAUAAUUAUUAUUUAAGUAUUUUGAAAUUGAUUUUAACCAAAUUUCCUUGCAUAAUUUCGUAGCUAACUUUAGGUCGUUUUAGUUAAGUUCAAGGUUCCAAAAACUUGGCGGAAUCAUUUAGAAUUGCACUCCAGAAUCAUUUAGAACGCUUUAGUACUAUUUCUAACUGUUUAGAAUAAUUUAGGACUGCCUAGAACCAAGAAACGUCUUCGAUGUUUUAGAACUGGAAUAGAAUGGAACUGUCUAUAGAAUGAUUUAGAAC